AUGGGGCGCCGAGCGCACACAGCGCAGCCCGAGGGGAGCGCAAACCCAGGACGGGAUGAGGCCUGGCGCUUUGGGAAAACAGGCCCUUCGACGGUCCGACGGGAACCGGGGAGCGGCGCGCAGAGCCGGAACCCCGAGGGGCUCGUGGAGCGGCGGCUCCUCCGCAGAUCUGACCCGAGGAUCAGGCGCCGGGAGAGUGUAGACGGUCCAACCGAGUGGCCUGCAGCGUCCGAAGCCUCGCCAGCUCCCGCCCGCACCCCCAUCGCGCCCUCCCCGCAGCCCCGGGGCCGCCGCCAGGUGCGGGGUCCGGUAAAGGGCGCUCAGGUGCAGCACCGCUCUCGGCGCAAAGCCCGGAGGAGGAGAGAGCGGGCGGGGGCUGAGCGGCGGGGCCGCCCCCGGGGCGGGGACGAGGACGGGGACGGGGGCGGCGCGGUGCACGCCCGGGAGUCGGAGGCGCAGCGGGGCCUGCAUCCCGGCGGCCCCGGGCGACGCAGUGCACGCCGGGAGUUGGAGUCCCGCCGGCCUGGCCUGACCUGUCGUUACAGCGGCCGGAACGUGGACUUCAGGGUCGAGAAUGGCAGGGCUCCCGAGCAGGGCCUCGGGUUCCCCGCCGAGGAGGGCAGAGUCUCCCAAGAGAGAGCGGGAGCCUGUAAGGUCUUUGAGAAGCAUAAGCUUAAAUCAUCUCAGAAGGACAAGGUCCACCAGCUCAUGGCAUUCACUCAGGCUGGUGAGAGAACUGCCAUCCACUGCUUAGCCCAAAGUGAGUGGAAACUGGGCGCCAUGGACAGCUUCUUCCAGAACCCAGCCUCGUUCCACAAGGGCUCCAUGAGAACCUCCGUGGACAGGAAGAAGCUGGAGCCGCUGUAUAACAGGUACAAAGACCCACAAGAUGAAAAUAAAAUUGGAAUUGAUGGAAUUCAAAAGUUUUGUGAUGAUUUAAGCCUAGAUCCUGCCAGUAUCACCGUUUUGGGUAUAGUGUGGAAAUUCAGAGCCGCGACUCUAUGUGAAUUUAAAAAAGAAUUUGUAGAUGGCAUGACAGAGCUUGGUCGGAGAGACUUAGAAAUGGCCGUCGCAUAUUGGAAUUUGGAAUUAUCCAGAAGGCUUAAAUUUUUAGAUCUUUGGAACAUCCUUUUGUUGGAGCAUCACAAAAGAUCAACCCCAAGGAACACUUGGAACCUUCUGCUAGAUUUUGGAAAUAUGAUUGCAGAUGACAUGUCCAGCUAUGAUGAAGAAGGAGCAUGGCCUCUUCUUAUAGAUGAUUUCGUAGAAUAUGCACGGCCAGUGGUCACAGGUGGUAAAGGCAGCCCUCUCUAGGCAGAAAACCGAGAUGGAUUAAGAUGAAAAGGGAACUGUCCUGCAGGAGACACUGGCCAGCUAUGCCUGUUGCCCAUUUUGAAAGUCAUCCUGACCAGUCGUGAGACUGGAGACCCUCUCCUGCUGCUUAGAGAAGACACCGCUGACUGGAUGCCACACGGAGACCCUCUGAGCUCGCUGCUGGGGCACCCAGAGACGGGGCCCUGGCUGUUGCUGUAAGAGACCUGUGCAUGAUUUCCGCAUUUACGGAGGAGCUGGGGCCUGUCUGCAGGCUGCAGGGUCGCUGUUGAUCACGACCCAAAGCAAGGCUGUGCUCACCGCACUCGCUGAAUUGUCCGUGACCACCCCUGAGAAACAGUACAAGUCAGGCUGCUGGAAACGUGCCCUAAAGAGGAUGAUUGUCGUGGAUGCUGACGGUUUUAAACUUGGUGCCAGGGUUAAGAUUUAUAUUUUUUGAAUCAUCAAGUGUCUAGAUUUAUCAGCUCUUUUUUCAUUUCACUUUUCUCUGGAUGUUCAUCUGGGAAUCAUUUUACAGGUUAACGCGCCGUUGCAGUUUGCACAGCGAUGGUGUCAUUGUGAUUCCAGAAAAGUGUUCUUUUAAACUGCCUGCAAGUCGGUGGGUCUGCUUUACUUCUGAUAAUCUCAGCUGGACUUCCUAAGAAGCUUCAUGAAGUGUGCUUUUUAAAAAAAUGUAUUUAAGGGCUUACCUGGUGGCGCAGUGGUUGAGAGUCCGCCUGCCGAUGCAGGGGACACGGGUUCGUGCCCCGGUCCGGGAGGAUCCCACAUGCCACGAAGCGGCUGGGCCCGUGAGCCAUGGCCACUGAGCCUGCACGUCCGGAGCCUGUGCUCCGCAACGGGAGAGGCCACAACAGUGAGAGGCCCGCAUACAGAAAAAAAAAAAAAAUGUGACCCACUCAGGCCUGGGGCCUGGAGACCCAGUCUGGGCGGGGUCAGCCCGUCACAAGGUGCAGGGCCAGGGAAGUCACCUGAUCUCUCCCAGGCCCCGCUGCCCCGUCCUCUACCUGUAAGACUGGGGUUCUAAGAGGCUUUAAUAGAAACUUCACCAAUUGUAAUGCGUCCUUCGAGGCCUCGUGGGUUCUGACAUGUAAGAGUUCUACUCAGAGAGGUUAUGGAACCCGGACGGGCCUGUAAGAAUCAUGAGGUCUGUGGCACUGUUUCAUUCUUGAGAUUUAAAGUUAUGUGGAGAAAAGGUGUUCUAUGGAGUUGUUUAUCAACAGAUACCAAAACAUCAGUGACAAAGGCUCUUCCAACACUUGUAGGUUUCCCUUCUAUAAUAAACGUUUA
Messenger RNA from Mesoplodon densirostris (Blainville's beaked whale), 2619 nucleotides. RefSeq names its product defective in cullin neddylation 1 domain containing 2 (gene DCUN1D2). Gene Ontology annotation, cellular component: ubiquitin ligase complex. The record is from RefSeq and is a predicted model, not a curated record. Gene Ontology annotation, molecular function: ubiquitin conjugating enzyme binding; cullin family protein binding; ubiquitin-like protein binding. Gene Ontology annotation, biological process: protein neddylation; positive regulation of ubiquitin-protein transferase activity. NCBI's taxonomy places the organism in Eukaryota, Metazoa, Chordata, Mammalia, Artiodactyla, Ziphiidae.